Messenger RNA from Puccinia graminis f. sp. tritici CRL 75-36-700-3, 1167 nucleotides. Its product is annotated as AGC/NDR/NDR protein kinase. Gene Ontology annotation, biological process: actomyosin structure organization; peptidyl-threonine phosphorylation. The coding region runs from base 1 to 1167 and encodes 388 amino acids. The record is from RefSeq and is a predicted model, not a curated record. NCBI's taxonomy places the organism in Eukaryota, Fungi, Basidiomycota, Pucciniomycetes, Pucciniales, Pucciniaceae. Gene Ontology annotation, molecular function: protein serine/threonine kinase activity; ATP binding. The transcript has 10 exons. Gene Ontology annotation, cellular component: cytoplasm; cytoskeleton.
AUGCUCAGGUGCCCUUGCCGACCGUACGAGCCGGAAAAACACUACGUAUAUUUCAGCGGUAAUCCAUCUCAGUUCUCUAAGCCGAUCCUCGAGAAAACUACGGCCUGUAAAUUGAAAAUCGAACAUGUUUCUCGGAAAGCAGUCGAAAUCAACGAAUCCAGCUUCUUAAACCAGAUUAGGAUUGACCGAAUUCAGAAGGGUCAAAGUGAUCCGGGAAGGGCGCCUUUGUAUGAUACGAUCAGUGAAGACGUCACUAGGUUUUAUAUGUCCGAAUGUGUUCUGGCUUUGGAAGCUGUCCAUAAACUCGGCUUCAUUCACAGAGAUAUCAAACCUGGCAAAAUUUUGAUCGACAAAGAUGGACAUGUGAAACUUUCAGACUUUGGCCUUUCGACGGGUUUCCAUAAACAGCAUGAUUCAGCUCGCGAUUUCCUCGAUCAAUCUGACGGUGUCCUCGAAAAGGAUCAAAUCGCGACCUGCAAGGCAAAUCGAAGAAAACUGGCUUUCUCGACCGUCGGUACUCCCGAUUAUAUUGCCCCUGAGAUCUUCCUCCAACAGGGUUAUAAUAAGGAAUGCGAUUGGUGGAGUCUCGGAGCUAUCAUGUUCGAAUGCUUGGUCGGAUAUCCUCCCUUCUGUUCUCCCUCUGCUCACGAAACUUAUAGGAAAAUCAUCGAUUGGAGACAUGAACUCUAUUUCCCUGAUGAUGUUCACCUCUCUAGAGAGAGUGAAGACCUCAUUCGAAGAUUGAUUACAUCGGCUGAUCAUCGUUUAGGGAAAAAAGGAGCUGAAGAAAUCAAGGAUCAUGUAUUCUUUUCAGGAGUAGAUUGGACGACGAUCCGAAACAUAGAAGCGCCUUGCGUACCUCAUUUGAAAUCGGUGACCGACACAAGUUACUUCCCAACCGAAGAUUCGGAUGAUCUACCGACUGAACCUGUUGGAGCUGAUACAGAUACUAGUAGCAGGGAUCUGGCCUUCUUAGGCUACACCUUCCGACGCUAUGAGAAUUCUGGGGCAGUUUCUCAAGCAAUGGUCAGAGUUUUGCAAAUUAACCUUCACCUCGAAUCUUGCUCUUUGCCAGCUUCGAUAUCAAUCCAUACCACCCAUCAGACACAGAUAAGUGCUCUCAAUGCAUCACCAAACAUUUACCCGGCUGGAGAUGCCCAACAUUAG